AAAAUAUCUUGACAAAGGCCUGCAGUUGAAAAAUGGCCGGCUGGCUAACACUGGCACAUUUACAGAUAUGUUGAUUAAUGUGCGUUGUCAUUAUAAAUAAAAGAAAUGAAAUUAAACUGUAUGUGCAAAAGUUUACAAUAGUCCAGUAAUGUAUUCUUGAAGUGCAGUUUGCUAGUGAUACUUACUUGUGUAGGAGUAUGUUUGCAGUGUAGUGCUGCAGCUCCUGAUACCUCCUCCAUCACUGCUCAUUUUUGAUCUUCACACUCAGCUCACUGUUGGUUUUACUUGAAGAUGUACCGCCCCUCUCUGGCGGCCCGGAGGAACUGCGUUCUGGGUGCGCUCGGUUUACAGUCACCAUGACAACCACAGGACACGAAGGCUAACCGGUUAACUCCACUUGACUGAAGUGUUAGCUAAUGAUAUUCUUCUUUUCUUAUUUUACUCGAUAGUUUGUUGAAUAGUGUCCUGUAACAAAAUGGACACGUCUGUAAUUCUGCCUGUCGAGGCAGAGGCGUUUGUUCAAAGUCUGGAAACUUUCUCUCUGAAGGAGGUGGGCUCUGAGAGGUGGUUCAGACAGCACGAGCACAUCGAGAAACUCAACAUGCAGGCGAUACUGAAUGCUUCUGCUAUGCACCAUGAGUUCGUCAAAGAGCACCUGGUGUCCUAUGGAAAGAUACCUGUUCUGGUCCAUGAAAUGAUCCUCAUCGAAGUGUGGAAACACAAAGUGUUCCCCAUCUUAUGUCAGCUGCAGGACUUUAAUCCCAAGAACACAUUUCAGCUGUACAUGGUGAUCCACCAUGAAGUCACGAUCAUAAACCUACUUGAAACGAUAAUGUAUCAUAAGGAUUCAUGUGACUCAGCCGAUGACUCUGUUCUUGACUUGGUGGAUUACUGCCACCGCAAACUCACCUUACUGGCGAGCAAAGUGACCAGGGAGGGCGCAAUGACUCUUGACCAACACAACCUGAGAGAAGCAGUUGUAUCCACUAUAGAGGAGUUGCAGGUGCAGAGUGCUGCACUGGAGUUUGAAAUCUCCCUGAAGGCUGUUUCUGUGCUGCGCUACAUCACUGAUCACACCGAGAGUGUCAGUGUCAUCAACCGCAUGCUGUGCACACAUAACCUGCCUUGCGUCCUGGUUCAGCUGAUUGACUGCUGCCCUUGGAGUCGCUACAAAGAAGGUGAAGUAGAAAAGUACAUCAGUGGUAGAUGGCAGAAGAUCCCUGCUGAGGACCGUUUAAAGAUGACAAAACUAGACGGUCAGGUCUGGAUUUCUCUUUACAAUCUGCUGCUGAAGGAAGACUGCCAAAGGAAAUAUGAAUUCAACAGUUUCAACAAGAAUCAGCUUCUGAAGCUGCGGGGUUUCCUGACGGAGGUGUUGGUUGAUCAGCUGCCAAACCUGGUGGAGCUGCAGCGUUUCCUGGCUCACCUGGCCGUUACAGACCCUGCCCCUCCAAAAAAGAGCCUCAUUCUGGAACAGAUCCCAGAAAUGUGGAACCACAUUGUGAGUGAGAAUUCUGGGAAGUGGAAGGCAAUAGCAAAGUAUCAAGUCAAAGAAACGUUCAGCCCGUCUGAGAGUGACCUGAGGCAGCAGGCACAGAGGUUGGCCCAGAUGUACAAUUUGGAUCUGAUGGAGAGUUUACUCCCCGAGAAGCCAAAGUGUGGAUCCUGUGGGAAAGAGGCUGCAAAGAGAUGCUCUCGAUGUCAGGGAGAGUGGUACUGUCACAGAGAAUGUCAGGUGAAGCACUGGCCUAAACACAAGAGAGCCUGCCAGCUUAUGGCCGAGGCCACAGAGAAGAUCCAGAGGGACCUGCACAUCAACAGCUAAUGAAGAGAGACUGCUGACACACAUGAAACAACUGGUGAUGGACGAUAGACUGUUGAGUCACACAAUGGGAGGGGAACAGAUCUGCAUGUUCACGACGCUAAUUCAGAUUCCUAUACAUUUUUGAAAUUCUCUCAAUGCAGGAAAAGUUUGUGCCCAGUUAUAAAGUGUUAUUGUUCUUUUUGUUUUGAAUACUGUAAUGUUUGUUUAUGAUUUUGUGUUUGUCAUUUGUGUUUAAUAAAACCUUG
Epinephelus fuscoguttatus (brown-marbled grouper) is the source of this 2070-nucleotide messenger RNA. RefSeq names its product zinc finger, MYND-type containing 10 (gene zmynd10). Lineage: Eukaryota; Metazoa; Chordata; Actinopteri; Perciformes; Serranidae. The coding region runs from base 476 to 1825 and encodes 449 amino acids. Gene Ontology annotation, biological process: motile cilium assembly; outer dynein arm assembly; inner dynein arm assembly. Gene Ontology annotation, cellular component: cytoplasm; centriolar satellite. The transcript has 12 exons. The record is from RefSeq and is a predicted model, not a curated record.